This is a messenger RNA of Funneliformis caledonium, 549 nucleotides long. Lineage: Eukaryota; Fungi; Glomeromycota; Glomeromycetes; Glomerales; Glomeraceae. The record is from the annotation of a GenBank genome assembly.
AUGCCUGAAAGAAUGGAAACAACUUAUAAGAGAGUAUGUUUUGAGCAAAAUCCAAACAUCAGCAGUGAUCUAUCUGAUGAAGAAUAUGCAGCAUCUGAUCUGUUAGACAUGACAGAAGUUAAUGCUGAUGAUUGUGCUGAAUAUAAUGCUCUACUUACCAGAAUACCUAUUGAUUCCAAAGAUAUGUAUCAAGAAUUUCCAUUAGAAGAAUAUGCAGAAUUUAUGCACAUGUUAACACGGUUCUAUAUACAAGAUCCACUUGCCAAUGCCUUUAUAAAAUUUUUCAACAAAUACUCAAAUCGUAAUGAUUAUCCAUUACCGUCAACAUCACAGGCCAGACGAGCAUUUAUAGAAAACCUAAAUCUUUCAAAUUUCAGUUGGCAAAAAGAAAAGAUUUUUGAAUACAAAGGAAUAGAAUAUGUAUUUGAACACAAAACGGUGCUUAACAGUGUACAACAACUAUUAAUAAAUAAAAGUAUUACAGAAAAUUUUAUAUUUAAAUACAAAUCAUCUAUUGAAAUUGUAAGUAUAGCUUACUUGAAAUUUUAG